GACACGCACAGCGGCUGUCACCAGCACCGGGAACCAGACGUCACUCACACCAUCUCACCAAGUUCCACAGGGCCUCGAUGCUCUGUCCUACAAUCUACUCGAAUAGCAGAACUUGAAUUCAUGAAUUCAAACGCCUUUGCAUCGCUGGCCCACGUCCGCAUACUUCUCGUUCCCGUUGGUCCAAUACCAAGCGACAUAUUUGAGGCUCAUGCUGCAGAGAUCAAGGCUUUCGAUUCUAUACGCCUCGGGGACAUUCCAGGAGAUGCAAAGGGCGAGAAAGCGCGGUUCAUGCCCAGUCCCCUCGCAAGCGGUUAUCUUCACCUAAGUUUCACGUCCCACCCAACCUCGCCAGCUCAAGCACCGCUGUACUUGUUUCGACCAUCGCUCUUUAAUCACGCAGUAAUUGGAGUUGCUUCAUGCACUCCUUCCUACACACCGGAAGCUGUUCAGGAACAGCUGGAAAAUAUCUUUAUAGAUAUUUUUCCAGAGAGCUCAACGACCCCACCGACCAAGGUGUGUUUUGUCUUUCAGAGUGAGGACAGUGCUGGGGGAAAUAUCAACGACGUUCCCUCCGGACUGGUUUUGAUACCAAGCGUCAUGGGGAAUAAGAAACUGUACAUCGGCACGCUUUUAGCAGAUCUGUGCUCUCAGAUACUAGGCGAAUUUGGCCGAGUGGUGCAUGUCCUCGAGACGCCUGCUGGAAACGAGUGUUUAAAUGCAGCGUUAUUUCCAGUGCUGCCUGCUGGCGGAGACAUGUCAACUCGCAUCAACUCGCAUCCCUAUCUUCCUCCACCAGUCUCGGCUACUGCGACCUCGAGUCAAUUUGAGCUGAGCCUGAAUACAUCGGUGUCGACGAAUUAUGGAAUGAAGCACAAUUCAUCCACCCGCACGAAUGCGGUGGGAAUCACAUCGCAUGCCAGGUUGUACAAAGUAUAUGGUGAUUUCUUUCUCUUAGCAGGUCGUACGCAAGAUGCUAAGAUCUGGUACCAAGAAGCAUUAAUCCUCUUUAAAACUGGGUCAGAUCCAGCGUGGCAGGCGUCUGCGAUUGAAGGCCUAGCCGUCACUUCAGUGCUGGACUUGUGGGCCGCUGGUCAGGGUUUGCAAACAUCUAUAAGUGAUGCGAAAGAACCCUGGAUGGAGUUAUUCGAACAACUCUCGCAGGCCAUCAGUCUCUAUUUGAAAUCAGCUUUCCCAGAGACAACUCGAGACUAUUCUCUCCUUGCCUUCCUUUAUGUGACGGUUGUGUUGAGACAGACAUCGCUUCUCUUCUGCGUGUGGUCAUCGAAAGGAUGGGGGGCACUGGCGUUCGCCUCGAUGCUGCAGCCGGAACCAACUUCGUACUUGCAAAAAAUAGUCUCCGACAAUUCUGUAGCCGGCCUCGAUCGCCUGAGCGCCAUAACAGGCAUCACUCGUUAUCAAAUCGCAAACGCUCUAUCACAGGCCCACGGUCCUUGGCUGCUGCACCUGGGGGCGUACGAACGCCUUGUCGUUUUGCAAUCCAUAGCAAGUAUCUACAACUGCCUCGGGUUCAAACGAAAGGAAGUAUACAUACUUCGAGAGGUGGUUAGCUGCGUUAUGGAUCUGGUGGUCUGCGGCCGUGGGGAGGAUGACCAGCUCCGCAAGUCGGACUUAGGGAGUGUUGGCUUGACUAUACGCACCGCACCAGCAGUGGUUGACGAGUCUGAGGUGCCAACGUUGGGGAAUAUUGGUGUACGACGUAAAGAGAAUUUGGAAGGGAAUCAGAGUAUUUUGAAGCUCCUCUACUACGCCUGCAAGGUACUUGGCGUCAACUUGGAGUCCGUGAAUCCCGCGCCCACAGAAAGCAGAGAUGAUUUCAAGGUGAUUGAUUCCGUGACAGAGAGUAGACCACAGUGGGAAGGCCCAGGUAGGUCCGAGACCUUACGCGUGCAUUUUGGAUGGCCAGAACUUCAGGUUGGGGUAAUCCGAGAGGCAGUUGCAGUAGCGGAAGCUUUACCCGAUUAUCUAGCCGUCGCUCGUAUAUCUCUAUCUGCAUUGAAAACAAUGUACUCCAUUCUAGCCACUGCUGAUCAGUGUCAUCUAUAUCAAACGGCGUCGAGGGCUCUUAACACACUAAAACGGCGUGGUGACGCGACUACAGUCGAAUGGUGGGCCGGAAAUCUGGCUGUUAGUAUUGCUCUGCUACCUCUCCCUUCCCGACGCUUGCCGAUUGAAAGACCUGUGUCGCUAUUGAAUCCAACCCUUCGGUCAGAAAAUCCUUUGACAGCCAAGGUGACGAACACCUUUCUAUACAAUCCUCGGGAGUCUGUAAAUAUGCAGGACAAAGGCAUUCUCGUGGAAGGCGAGGCUGCGGAGCUAAUUGUCACCUUACACAACCCUUUCGUAUUCGAGCUCGAACUGGAAAGUGUAUCUCUUAUUACGAGUGGUGUGGCCUUUGACUGCGGUCCCGUUUCAUCAAUCGUAAUUCGACCGAAUUCUUUCUAUAACAUACCCGUCAUCGGAAUUCCCAAGGAGUCAGGCUCUCUGGUCAUUAAGGGCUGCACUAUUCAAGCACCCAAUGGUGCUCCAGGAGAACUCCUGCUCCCCGUCUCUGCGGAACCCGAUGAAGGCGAGCAGCUUCGAAGACAGAGCAUGAUCAGAAAUGACAGCGAGCGCACGAAGUAUGGGGGCCUUGAAGCCCUGCCUUGGGAAAUGGAUGGCAAACGUCUUAGCGCAACGGUUCCCCCCUCAAAAUCCAAACCUCGAUAUCUAGAAUGUCUGGUCGUUCCUCAGCAACCGAUGCUACGGGUGAGGUGGAGUUCCUUAACCCAUGGGGCACUCAUGCUUUAUGACGGAGAAAAGUCCAACAUCCGGCUCACCCUAGAAAAUGUGUCUGAUUUACCGAUCGACUUCUUGAAGCUUUCCUUCGAAGACUCUACCAUUUCCUCCGCAAAGGAGGCAUUGUCCGAAGGGGAACUGGACACGUUUGAAGUACACGAGAUCGAAUAUGACCUCGUUCAUCGAAAAGCCUUUUCGUGGCAGCCGGACAACGACGCCAAGGUCGUUAAUCCGGGAGGGAAAGUUGUCUUCUCUGUGACCUGCCUUGGAAAAGUUGGAUGCACCAGCGGCGCCGUUCAUGUCUUGUAUGCUCACGCCCAUCGUCAGGGCAAGGGCCAAACGGAUGCGAUCCAACAGGCAUUCUACGCGAGGGAGUUAACGUACCCACUAACUGUGACAGUGUACCAGAUGCUCGAGUGCUACAACAUGAGUAUCAUGCCAGUGGACGCAAUCGACAGUCUCCCUUCUAGAACUAAUGUGCCAACUGUUGGCGCCGAUGACUUUCAUCAUUGGUGUUUGUUUUCUAUCGAAGUACGCAACACGUAUGGCUUACCAUUUGAAGUCACGUUCACGCGGUCGCAAGAUGGUUUAGAAGACGAAACAGACUCGUCCGUAGUGUCACCUGGAUGCACAUCAAGGAUUAUUCUACCUGUUAGAAGGCUUAGACUCGGCGACGACGUAAUUUCACAACCAAGCCCGACACUCACCGACCGGCAACUUGUAAUCACCAAAUCAAACCUUAGCAAAGAAGAAGAGCAGGCACGGCGCGAAGCUUUCUGGUAUCGCGAAGAGUUACUGAAGAUUAUCCGUGCUCGGUGGAAAGAGACCACUAGCAACAGAUUCGGUGAUCUGUCACUCCGCCAGCAGCCCGUGACCAUGCACAUGUUGAAUGCUUUUAAGGCGGAUCAGGUUCACGUUGACAUGUCAUUCAUUCACCCUGAUGCCGAGCACGGUUCGCCUAUGCCACUUAAGCGUUCCCCAGGAAAAUUUGUUGUCCCACCAAAUACGAUCGUCAACUUACGAGUGCAGCUGACCAAUACUUGCCCAUCUCGCCUCGCUAUGACAGUUACUUUGUUACCGAGUCCUGAAGAACAUAUAUUAUUCGAAGGUGUAUUAGCGAAUAUCCCGGUGGGGACGGUCGAGGGGGGUCAAUCGAAGGCCGUCGAAAUGCCAAUGUGCUUCCUCUGCUCGGGGAAGUUUGAGAUUGGCGCAGAGGCUCGUCUAUUGGGCACUUGUAGAGAGAGAGAGCGGGCAGGUGUCGGCCGGGUGUAUGCCAUUGUAAAUAGAGUCGAGUAGGUAGACUUGGUUGCAAUUGCACGGCGCCAAAAAAUCAACUCGAAAAAAAGUUAGUCCCACCGAG
This is a messenger RNA of Pisolithus orientalis, 4156 nucleotides long. RefSeq names its product TRAPP II complex. NCBI's taxonomy places the organism in Eukaryota, Fungi, Basidiomycota, Agaricomycetes, Boletales, Pisolithaceae. Gene Ontology annotation, cellular component: trans-Golgi network. The record is from RefSeq and is a predicted model, not a curated record. The transcript has 16 exons. Bases 121 to 4092 code for a protein of 1323 amino acids.